AUCAUAUAAAUAGGGGUUUCACAACUACAAAGUUACAAACAGCUUAAGCCCCUCCUUUCUCAAACAUAAAUCUGCACUUUUUUCCUCCAUUUUUUAGAAUUUGUUCAGCUUCUUUAACAUUUGACAAUGCCUCUCACACUUGAAUUCACGAAGGAACUUGAACAAAGGUCAGAGAGAGUUAAGUCGGUGGAUUUCCAUCCAACACAGCCAUGGAUUCUAGCAAGUUUAUAUUCAGGAACAGUGUGUAUUUGGAACUACCAGUCACAAGCUAUAGAGAAAUCCUUCAAAGUAACAGAAUCACCAGUAAGAUCAGCGAAGUUCAUAGCACGUGAAGACUGGGUUGUUGUUGGAUCGGAUGACAAGUUUAUACGUGUAUACAAUUACAAUACCAAUGAAAAAGUUAAAGAAUUUGAGGCGCACACAGAUUAUAUCAGGUCUUUGGCUCUGCAUCCUACCCUUCCAUAUGUUCUUUCCGCCUCUGAUGACAUGCUCGUAAUGCUUUGGGAUUGGGAGAAGGAUUGGGCUUGCACUCGAAUCUUUGAGGGACACAGUCAUUAUGUCAUGCAAGUAGCAUUUAAUCCAAGAGACACCAACACCUUUGCUAGUUCAUCACUUGAUUGCACAACGAAGAUUUGGGAUCUUGGCUCCUCUAGUCCGAAAUUCACUCUGGAGGGCCAUUCAAAUGGGGUAAAUUGUGUUGGUUUCUUCACAGCUGGUGAUAAACCAUGUCUGAUCACUGGUUCUGAUGACUAUACCACUAAGGUGUGGGAUUAUGAAACCAAAACUUGUGUCCAGACGCUACAAGGCCACACGAACAAUGUAACAGCAAUAUGUGUUCAUCCAGAAGUUCCCAUUAUUAUUACAGGUUCUGAGGAUGGGACUAUUCGGAUAUGGCACGCAACAACUUACAGGCUUGAGAACACACUGAAAUAUGAACUCGGAAGAGUUUGGGAUAUUGGAUGCAUGAGAGAUUCAUCCCAAAUUGUAAUUGGUUGCGACCAAGGAAAAAUUAUGGCAAAAGUUACCGGCUCUCACAGUUGGGAUUCUACAAACCAUGUUGAUGACAAGGAAAAUCCAAAUGAAUAACUUCAAUUCACUUGAUGCUGAUGAUUAUGGCUACUGCUCUAGGCCACUGCUACUACUAUAUGGUGUGUUUUAGAGAAAUAGCUUCUUCUAUCUUCCAGUUGAUAGAAAUUUUUCUGAUGUUCUGUUGUAAAUCUUCUUCAUUAUCUUUCUUCUUCUACCCUGUGUGUAUUUUGUGUUUUAUAGAAUCAUUUGUAAUGUCCUGUAUUGUAUGUCAUUUUGAAGUAAUAAAAUAAUGCUGAUUUAGAGGAUUAAUACAUUUUAUGCUAAAU
Cornus florida is the source of this 1355-nucleotide messenger RNA. RefSeq names its product coatomer subunit beta'-2-like. The record is from RefSeq and is a predicted model, not a curated record. The transcript has 10 exons. Gene Ontology annotation, biological process: intra-Golgi vesicle-mediated transport; endoplasmic reticulum to Golgi vesicle-mediated transport; retrograde vesicle-mediated transport, Golgi to endoplasmic reticulum. The coding region runs from base 127 to 1086 and encodes 319 amino acids. Gene Ontology annotation, cellular component: COPI vesicle coat. NCBI's taxonomy places the organism in Eukaryota, Viridiplantae, Streptophyta, Magnoliopsida, Cornales, Cornaceae. Gene Ontology annotation, molecular function: protein binding.